AUGGCAGCCCUCGACAUACCGUGGGUAGAUUCCAUGUCCGCAGAUCCUACUUCUCAAAAUGAUGGUGCUUCCGGGUCUCUCGGCCCCAACGAUGGACUCCCGCCUACCGUUGCGACUUUCUCGCCCACCAACAUAUCGGGCAAUUCGUUAACGUCGAAACAACGGUCUACGAUCAUCGUACACCGGAAAUCCCCCUUGUUGGUAGCUACUCCUCCUGCGGUCACUCGUGCGCUGGCAUACUCCCACCCCUUUCUGCUUCCCUUAAACCGGCUGGCAGGGCUGUUAUCAUGGACUAGUGGGGAUCCGUGGGAGAGUUUCCUUUUGGUCGGUGCCUUCUGGGCUGUUACUCUACACGGUAGCGCUAUAAUACUAUGGGGUGGGCCGAUUCUGGUGGUCGUUGGCCUCAUUCUGGGCCUAUACUCAAGGCGGUACUCUCCUCUGUCAUCGACGGGUUUGACGGGGGAGAAACAUGGCCAUGGAAGAGAAGGUUCAGACGGGUCCUCGAGGCCUCACAAGACUUUGGAUGAGAUUGUUGAAACGUUACGGGAGUUCACGACGAGGUGUAAUAUACUACUCGAGCCUCUGCGCGAUCUCACCGAUUUCCUUUCUACACAGCGAACCGCAACGUCAACUACAACUCGACCUGCCCUAACAGCAUUAUUAACCCGGAUAAUUCUCAUUACACCUGUCUGGAUUCUACUAACGCUUCAUCCGAUCUAUCUCAUCACCAUCAAAAGGGUCGUCAUAACUGUCGGUACCAUCAUUUUGACGUGGCAUUCUAAACCUGCAAGAAUCUUUCGAGUACUGCUCUGGAGGUCUUUGACUAUUCGACGUAUUUGCGGAACCAUAACCGGCCUGCAGUUUUCUUCAUUACCGCAUAAUAACGAACAUUCGUCUAAUACCUUUGCUAAAUCUUCUCUGCUAUCGUUAACCCCUUUCCGUUCAAAGCAACCAACACAACAUGGCUCAACAAAACGUCGUGCAAGUUCUUCGGGAGUACGGUUCACGUUCAUCGUCUAUGAGAAUCAGAGACGGUGGCUGGGUAUUGGUUGGACCUAUUCUCUAUUUGCCUAUGAGCGGCCAGCAUGGUCGGAUGAACACUUGAAUCCAGUGCCUCCAAAGGACGAGUUUGAACUCCCCGAAGUCCAAGGUAGCAACUCCAAGUGGAGAUGGGUAGCUGGAAGUGAGUGGCGCAUUGAUGGGGCAUCGGAUCCAUCCGCGAAGAAGAAGGGUAAGGGGAAUAAGAAUAUUGAGAAUAAGGACGAUGGUGGCUGGAUUUAUUAUGAUAAUAAGUGGCACGAUGGUCGUCGAGGUCAGGAUGGCUGGGGGAGAUAUACAAGACGCCGUAAAUGGUGUCGAGAUGCAGAGCUGGUCGAAAUUUCCCUCGACCCAGAAGGCGAAAAAACGGCUGCAAAAUCAGCAGUUGAUAAUGAGACUAAAUCCAAUGGUGAUAGUGGGAAGGAUAGCAGUUCAGCAGACGAUAAGAACGGCACUAAAGUUCGUAAAAGGCGGUGGUUUGGUAGCACCGACGUGAAGGGAUUAUCGGCGGUUGUACCAGAGCCCUCGAGCUCGAGUCAGCCUCUCAACCCCGAAUCAUACCCAGUGCCUUCGCCAACAGGAUCUAGUCCCCCCAAGACAUCGAGCAUUUCUAGUGGCCGGAGCUCGCAGCACAACGGCUCCAUUCGUGCUCGGAGUAAACGGCCAGCCAGUAUCCAUACCGAAGGCGACAGAAAGAGCCAAUCCUCCAGCAUUCGUGAGAGAGAGAUUGAAGAGGCCGAGAACAUGCCCGACAGGUGGGGUACUCAAUCUGGCAAUGCAGCAGAGAGAGCAGGCAGGGCCUGGGGACUGGGUGAUGACGCUCAUAUGAGUUUAAGCUGA
This is a messenger RNA of Microsporum canis CBS 113480, 1878 nucleotides long. RefSeq names its product integral peroxisomal membrane protein. Gene Ontology annotation, cellular component: peroxisomal membrane. NCBI's taxonomy places the organism in Eukaryota, Fungi, Ascomycota, Eurotiomycetes, Onygenales, Arthrodermataceae. The transcript has 3 exons. The record is from RefSeq and is a predicted model, not a curated record. Gene Ontology annotation, biological process: peroxisome organization. Bases 1 to 1878 code for a protein of 625 amino acids.